Molecule: messenger RNA, 288 nt
Organism: Kwoniella botswanensis
Lineage: Eukaryota; Fungi; Basidiomycota; Tremellomycetes; Tremellales; Cryptococcaceae
Exons: 5
Coding region: 1-288 (95 amino acids)
Biological process (GO): mRNA splicing, via spliceosome; P-body assembly
Cellular component (GO): catalytic step 2 spliceosome; precatalytic spliceosome; Lsm1-7-Pat1 complex
Molecular function (GO): RNA binding
Source: RefSeq, a predicted model, not a curated record
AUGGACGACGCAGCCAACUCCGGUAUAUCAGAACCAUUAGAUUUGGUCAAACUAUCCUUGGGCGAGAGGGUAUUCAUCAAGCUUCGAGGAGAUAGGACAGUCACUGGAUUACUUCAUGCAUACGACGCACAUAUGAACGUGGUUUUAUCGCAGGUGGAAGAGGCUAUACAUAUCGUGGAUGUGACAGAGGAUGGAAAUCCUUUACCACCAAGGAUUGAAAAACGUAAUUUGGAAAUGUUAUUCGUAAGAGGAGAUGGAGUGAUAUUAAUCUCACCCACUCAACAGUAA